Molecule: messenger RNA, 357 nt
Organism: Durusdinium trenchii
Lineage: Eukaryota; Dinophyceae; Suessiales; Symbiodiniaceae
Source: the annotation of a GenBank genome assembly
GGUUACCAUUGUUUGACGCGGUUCGUGUCCGAAGAAACUGUCCAGAGUGGGAAGGGCAGCUUGGAGCUCAUGGCCAGCCUCUUAAAGCUGGCUCCCAGGCACUUCAUCGAGUUGCCGGACCAGCCCUGGCUGCAGCCCGUCUACGAGCGUUUCGGCACCGCUCGGGCGUUCUUGGACGCCGCCGCCCAGCGCAGUGGGCAGAACUGGCACUUCGAGGGCCCCUUGGUGCUCUCCGAGUGGUACGGAAGGCGGGAACUUUGGUACUUGGAAGAGUCACCUCUAGAGCCUUCCACCACGGCCUCCAUCCUCUCUGUGCGGAAGGAAGCCGAGGCGAUCUUUCCAACGCUGCUGCCCCAG